Messenger RNA from Phyllotreta striolata, 402 nucleotides. The record is from the annotation of a GenBank genome assembly. NCBI's taxonomy places the organism in Eukaryota, Metazoa, Arthropoda, Insecta, Coleoptera, Chrysomelidae.
GACAUUUAGAAAAUGAUACACGUUUCGUAUUUGACAAUUUGAUUUCAAUUAUAAAAUGUUUUAAAAAAAGCGAAAAUGACUUAUUUAAAAUCCUGGGAAGAAUUUGAAAAGGCUGCAGAAAAACUGUACCUGCAAUCUCCUGCAAAAGUUCGAUAUACUAUGAAGUAUGCGCAUUCAAAAAAUCAUUUAAUUCUUAAAAUGACUGACGAUGUAGUAUGCCUUCAAUUUAAAACCGAGAUAGCUCAAGACCUUAGGAAAAUAGAUAAGUUUAUAAACAACUUAUUAAGACAUAUGGUUUCAAAGGAGCAUUAACCUAUAGAAAGCAUAAGGUAUUUAAUUAAUUUUAGGUGACUUUUUUGUAUGGAAUUUUGCUGUUAAAAUACAAACUCAACUACACUAAUA